AUGGCAGAAUCGCUAAAAAAUCUCGCUGGAUCGGUUGGUAAUUUGAUCGCGGAGGCGGGGAAGAAUGUAACCGAGUACGUCCAGGAGGGUGUUAAGAGCAUUGAGAAGAUCACCGCGGAGGGACAAAAGUUGCAGGACGCCAUUACGCAGUCCUUGCCAGGAUUGCAGCAAGGCUUUCGAUCGACCAUGGACGAAGCUGAACGAUUGAUCGAACAAAAUCGAACAAAACUCGUGUCCGCAAUUGAACGAACCAAAAGCACCGCCCAUGCCGCGAUUGACGAGGUUGACCCAAGUAAAGCGCAAACGCAUUUCCAAAACGCCAAGGACAGCUUGGGUCCACUACUGGCAGAAAUUAAAAGCCAAGCUGAAAAAGAUGCCGAGAAAAUUUCAGCAGAUUCAGCUAAGGCGCUCCAGGACCUCAAACAGCUUCUCCACACCGCUAUUGACUCGGCAAGGAUACUUCAAGUUGCUUCCGAAAAAACCAUGGCAGAAUGUAGAGAGCGGGUGGAUAAGGAAAUCGAGAAGCUGAAAACUACGGCGGAAGACGUUGGUAAACGCUACGCAAAGGACUUCUCCGGGUCUAUCGACACCGUAUCCAAGGAAAUGACAAAAGCAGUCGAUCAAGCGAAAUCAAUUAAGGACAACGCAAAGAAGGGAGCUGCCGAUGCCAAGGAAGCGCUGGAGAAGGCGGCGGAGGAUGCUAAAGGAAAAGCAGGCAAGUCAAUUGAUGGCUUAAAGACGGAAUUGGGAAAGUCAAUCGGAAAUAUAGAGAAGCAGUCGAAGAAGACGGUUGGGGAUUUGGCGAAGGACGGCGAUAAGGCAGUUACUCAAGCUAAAAAAGCUGCGAAGUAG
Molecule: messenger RNA, 852 nt
Organism: Photinus pyralis (common eastern firefly)
Lineage: Eukaryota; Metazoa; Arthropoda; Insecta; Coleoptera; Lampyridae
Exons: 1
Coding region: 1-852 (283 amino acids)
Source: RefSeq, a predicted model, not a curated record